AUGACUGACCCAGCAGACUCGGACCAGCUCAACAACGCUCCUAUCCCGGCUUCCCGAGAACCCUGCUUACCUCCUCCGGAGCGCUACGCUGGAGAUCCAGGAACCUGCCGAGAGUUUCUCUCCGAGUGUUCCCUCAUCUUCGAGCUGCAGCCCUGUUCGUUUCCCUCGGAUCGCUCGAAGAUAGAUCUUAUAACGCUGAUGUCCGGGAGGGCUCUCGCCUGGGCGACAGCGUGGGGUGACCAGGCCAAAUCUCUCCGGGUGCUCAUUGACUCUGGGGCUGACGAGAGCUUUAUCGAUGCUACCUUGGUGUCGGAGCUGGGAAUCUCCACUCAACCCCUCUCCAUUCCCAUGGAUGUCAGAGCGCUGGAUGGGCGCUCUAUUGGCAGAGUCACCCGCAAUAUAUGGUUCCUAUCAACCUACGGGUAUCAGGAAAUCACAAUGAGUGUUCCUUGGGAUAUCAGCCCCCGCUCUUCCCUGAGCAAGAGGAAGAAGUCAGCAUACCCACUGCCCAGAUGUUUAUCCGCCGCUGUCGCUGUACCUGGCCGCUCUUCUAAAGACCACAUCCAGGUAUCGGCGACAGGCGGAUCGCCAACAGACCCCUGCACUCCGCUAUCUGCUCGGGCAGAGGGAAACGGUCAGAGGUCUGACUACCAGACAGUGGACCAGCAGCCAGAAUCUGACCCAGUCUAUCCAGGAGACUCUGUGACUCUACAGUGUAAAGUACUCUCUGAGACCUGUACAGGAGAACACAGUGUGUACUGGUUCAGAGCCGGAUCAGGAGAAUCCCAUCCAGGAGUCAUUUACACCCCUGGGAACAGGAGUGAUGAGUGUGAGAAGAGCCCUGAGACUCCCUCUCCUACACAGAGCUGUGUCUACAGCCUCUCCAAGAACAACCUCAGUCUCUCUGAUGCUGGGACUUACUACUGUGCUGUGGCCACAUGUGGGGACAUCCUGUUUGGCAAUGGAACAAAACUUAACAUCAUUAAAGGAAACACAGUGGAUCCCAUUGUCCUCAGCUUGGGAGCAGCAGUGGCUUUUUGUGUGAUUCUAAUUUUUAUUCUCGCUUGUACCAAAAACAAGAGGCAAACAUGUGAUCAUUGUAAAGCAAGUGUCUCUCAGCAUACUCACCAUGAUGAUAACCUCUCACCAGAGCAGUCAAGUGGUCAGGUGCCAAACACAUAUAUGUUGAAUUAUGCUGCAUUGCAUUUCUCUGAGAGGAAAACUAAAAGAGGAAGAAAGAAGAGAGAGACACCACAGGAGAGUGUGUACUCUGAUGUCAGGUGCUCAGACUGGGAGUGAACUUUGUUUAUGUGCAGAGGAAAGGGUGUAGUUUGGUCAAUAAACUAUCUUUAAUAUAGAUGUAUAUAAUGUAUUCAGACAGUCAUGACAUUUUAGCCUCACUGAUACUAUAAUGUAUAAUAGAAUAAGCUUGUUCUUCUAGAACUGUUCUCUGUCAGAGCACCACUGUUAUGGAAAGGCUUGUCCUGUCAUGUAGAGGGCCAGAAACCAUUGAGGUCUUCGAAUCAUGCCGGAAAAUCCACCGUUUUAGCUUGGCCUUUAACCUUAAUCUGUGAUUGUAUUGUUAUUUUAGACUUCCUUAGUGAUUCAAUGUUCUCCACUUGUAUCGUAUCUCUUGUAUCUCAGCCCUUUGAUGAGACAUACUAUUUAACAGUGAGCCAACUCAGUGGCCUUGUGCUUAGUGACCACCAUGAGAUCAGAAGGUUGAGGGUUUGAUCCCCGGUCGAGUCACACCAAUUACUCUAAAAAUGGGACCAAAUGACUCUCUGCUUGGCACUCAGCGUAAACAAGAUGGAUUGGGUUAAGUGUCCUGUCCAGGGGGUAUGCUUUUACAUCAAGCUGCCUUCCGCAAUGGAAUCAGGAGAUAGGCUUCUGCCCCUAUGAGCCGUUCUGACUCAGACAAGGAUUACUUACUUACCUAUUGUUCUACUGUAAAAUGUGAUGCAAUUUAAAUGUUUUUCAAAGAAAAUUAGAGUUGUUCAGCCCCCAUUUGAAGUAAUUUUACUCUUUUUGCAAUAAUGUAUAAUUGUAUUAUGGUUAUUUUUUCAUUCAUAUUUCACAAAUGUAUGAUGGUUGUGGUAUUUACUGUAACCCAUGAAACAAACAAGAUAGCAUAACUUCAUAAACAUUGAAUAUAAUGUAGGUUAUUUACAUUCUACAGUAUUUAUUUAGUUCCAACAGCAUACUGUAUUUAUAGCUGUAAUGUACCAGCAUGUACCAGUAGGGCUGUGUCAAAUCAUCAAACCAAUUUAUCAUUAAACAUUGUCUGAUUCAUAACAUUAUUUACAAUUGAGCUUUUAAUAAUGGUACAAAGGGUGAUUUACACAACUGUCAUCAAAGGUCAACUCUUGAAAUUGACUACAAAUUAAACAUACUGCAAAUGUAUUUGUCACGCCCUGGCUCUGGGGACUCUUAUAUGUUGAGCCAGGGUGUGUAGGGU
This is a messenger RNA of Coregonus clupeaformis (lake whitefish), 2458 nucleotides long. RefSeq lists its product as uncharacterized. The coding region runs from base 1 to 1299 and encodes 432 amino acids. Gene Ontology annotation, biological process: proteolysis. NCBI's taxonomy places the organism in Eukaryota, Metazoa, Chordata, Actinopteri, Salmoniformes, Salmonidae. Gene Ontology annotation, molecular function: aspartic-type endopeptidase activity. The transcript is spliced from 7 exons. The record is from RefSeq and is a predicted model, not a curated record.